AUGAUUCGAGUGUUGUGGUUGUUUUGUGCCCUUGCCGGGUUAACUUGGGGAUCGACCUCAAUGAGGCAGGAUCCUACGGGAGACGCGUCCUGUCAACCGGACAAAUUGACCGUGUACAAAGUGGUGUUGCACACGUUCUGGAGCAGGGAGACUUUCCCGAAACAUUAUCCGGAUUGGAGACCUCCUGCUUCUUGGUCUAAAGUUUUCGGAGAAAAUAAAAUUGUAGUUAUGUUAGAAGGUCUUCAUGUCAAAAUAGCAUUGUGGUCUGCCAUCGGAAGUCUUCUAGACGGAAGUGUUAUUAUAAAUAUUUUGAUUGAUUCUUCUACUGUAACUAGUAGAAAGGCCGAUGCUUUCCUGAAAGUCAGCCACCAACCAGAAGAACACAUCAGCAGAUUUGUAUAG
Molecule: messenger RNA, 402 nt
Organism: Ceutorhynchus assimilis (cabbage seed weevil)
Lineage: Eukaryota; Metazoa; Arthropoda; Insecta; Coleoptera; Curculionidae
Source: the annotation of a GenBank genome assembly